CACACACACGCGGGCAGGGCGCGCGCGGCUCUCGCUGGGAUUCGAGUUGCCGAAGGUGGGCUAAGCCCGAGCUCGCACAGACGCCAGUAGAAGCUCCGGGGUGGUGACGUCAGGGGUUGACUGACCAAUGGGGAGGCGCUGCCCUUUGGAGACAAACCAUUCGACUUGUGGCGUCUCUGCCUCAAGUCUAAAAGCAGAAGCUCAACUUUACCAGAAUCCACCUUAAAAUCUCUGCCUUAAACUCCGCCAGCCAAAAAAACAAGUUGGGAAUGAAGGGGAAGAGGAGAGAAAACCCCCCUCAGGAAUAGUCCCCCCCCACACACCCCUCCCUUUCUCCCCUCCCUCAGUGAACAAGGCCCCUCUCACUAGUGCUCUGGAAAAAAAAAAGAGAGAGAGAGAAAGAAAGAAAGAAAGGGGAGAAAAAAAAAAGGAGCCACCUCACUAAUUCCCCGUGCAGGAUAAUAGGCUCUAAGGUGGCUGGUGAGAGAGGGAGCGAGAGGGGGGUGAGCCUGAGGGAGCCGCUCUCUCACUCCCAAACUUUGAUGAUGACCAUGACUACGAUGGCUGACGGGUUGGAAGCGCAGGACUCCUCCAAAUCUGCCUUCAUGGAGUUUGGGCAGCAGCAGCAGCAGCCACCGCCGCCGCCGCCGCCGCCGCCGCCCCACUCCCAGCAGAGCUCGCCGGCCAUGGCAGGCGCGCACUACCCGCUGCACUGCCUGCACUCGGCGGCCGGCUCGCACCCGCACCACCAGCACCACCACCACGGCUCGCCCUACUCCGGCGGCGCCAACUCCUACAACCACCGCUCGCUGGCCGCCUACCCCUACAUGAGCCACUCGCAGCACAGCCCUUACCUCCAGUCCUACCACAACAGCAGCGCGGCCAGCCAGACGCGGGCGGACGACGCAGAUCAGCAAAAAACAACAGUGAUCGAGAAUGGGGAAAUCAGAUUCAAUGGAAAAGGGAAAAAGAUUCGGAAGCCACGAACCAUUUAUUCGAGCCUACAACUUCAAGCUUUAAAUCACCGCUUUCAGCAGACCCAGUACCUGGCACUUCCAGAGAGAGCUGAACUGGCAGCUUCAUUAGGACUUACUCAAACACAGGUGAAGAUCUGGUUUCAGAACAAACGCUCCAAGUUCAAGAAGCUCCUAAAGCAGGGAAGCAACCCCCACGAGAGCGACCCUCUGCCGGGCUCCGCCGCCCUGUCCCCGCGCUCGCCAGCCCUCCCUCCAGUCUGGGACGUUUCAGCUUCCACCAAGGGAGUCAAUAUGCCUCCCAACAGCUACAUGCCUGGGUAUUCUCACUGGUAUUCCUCUCCACAUCAAGACACAAUGCAGAGACCACAAAUGAUGUGAAUUGUCCAAGAGAAAUACUCUGUCCAGAAAUAAAGGAAGUAAGAGAGAGAGAAAAAAAGCCCAGUCUCGCCAUGGCAAGAGGCUCCCUGCCUUGCCAGCGAUGCCAGCUAACAGGCUCUGCAUGGACUUUUACGUGUGGCAAGGAGACAGGGUGGCUUUUUUUUAAGUAACCUCAGCGAUUGAUCUUGAACAGAAAGACACAAUUUUCCCUCUGGCGCACAUAAGACACUUCUCUUUAGGAUAUUUUCAUUUGGACUUGAAGGCACCAGCCUCUUUCUCUUUGGAGUAUACGUCAAAGCAAAACUUUUUACAGACUUUUUUUUCUCCUCCUCUCUUCCCCAGUCCAAGAAGAACCCAAAUAUACAUGGCGACGUUUUUACUUGUUUAAUGAACUAAAGACAUUACACGAGGAAAGGGAGGCUAUUCGCACGCCUGCAUUUGUAUUCACCAAAUCCAGAUUGAAAAUAAAGGAAGAAAAAGGCAAAGAAAAAAUAAUAGGAAAAAAAGAGAACUGUUUGAAAAAGAAAAAAAAAGCAAACAAACCCUGUAAGAUUAGAGCAUUAGAACGACGAAGCAAAACCUGCAUGCUUUAUCAAAAUGAAAUGGGCAACAACGCAGAAGAAACCACUGUCUCUCUUUGGACCCCCCACCCCACCUCACCUCACCUCACCUCCAGACCCCCGGAAAUGCACAGGGAAAGACCGAGGGAGGACCCACCAAAGCAGCCCACCCUGGCUCUGCAAGGUCUAGUACUUGAGUGGUGGCAUUCUCAUUCACUAAGCUAUAGGGACGUUUAUAUGGAGCACCCUUUCUGUAUAUAUUGUUGAAUUUUAGUUGUAUAUAUACUUUGUAUGUUUUUGUCUCCUUUCAUAUAUAGAGUAAAAGCCACAAAAAGCC
Alligator mississippiensis (American alligator) is the source of this 2252-nucleotide messenger RNA. RefSeq names its product distal-less homeobox 6 (gene DLX6). The record is from RefSeq and is a predicted model, not a curated record. Lineage: Eukaryota; Metazoa; Chordata; Crocodylia; Alligatoridae. Gene Ontology annotation, molecular function: DNA-binding transcription factor activity, RNA polymerase II-specific; RNA polymerase II cis-regulatory region sequence-specific DNA binding. Bases 543 to 1355 code for a protein of 270 amino acids. Gene Ontology annotation, biological process: embryo development; cell differentiation; regulation of transcription by RNA polymerase II. The transcript has 3 exons.